GGUAUCAUAAAACAAAAAUCUAAAAUCCUUUGAUAACUUGGAUAUACGAGUGGAAUAAUACAUUAUAAACCAUUGACAAAACUACAAAUUUGGUCCCUGUGGUAUUUAAAAACCUUUAGAUAGAGCCCAAAAGUUUUUCAACUUGCAUGGAAGAUCCAAAAUCAAAAUAUUUCUGUGUUUUUGGUCCAAAAAAAACUUAAAAAGACGGUUAUGCCCUUUUAAUUUCUUUUUUCUUUUUCUAUAAUUACCUUAAUGCUAUUUUAAUAGAAAAAAAAAAGCAAAAAGAAUUGGAGCAACCACAUCCCCAUCGUACACACACUCUCUCUCUCUCAGACACACACACAAACUCACUCUUUCCCUUUCUCUUUCUCUUCUUCUUCUUCCACAUCUAUAUCAUAUGAAAAUCAUGAAAAAAAACCCAAAUUGUUUUUUACUUUGCUACUAGAUUACACACACAAGGAUUCCCCAAAAAAUUAGAUUCUUAAGAUUUUUUUUGCCCAGCUUCAAAAACAAAACUAAUGUUAUUGAGAUAAAAAACGCACACACCCCACCUUUUAAUCUACAGCUUCAGUUAUUUACAAACAAUGAUGCACCUUUCCUUUAUCAUCUUUCACCAUACACUCAACCCUCUAAAUUAUCUCGAUGAAUAUCAUUGUCCUGUUCAAAUAUUUACAAACAAUGAUCAUAAAUUUUGGGAAUUGAUCAAUAGUAAGUUAGGGUUAGGUAUUAUUGAAUCUGUUGAUAAUCUUUUCAAGAAAAUUGAAUAGGUUCAAGAGCAUUGAUGAACAAGGGCAUACCUGUCACCCAUAGGCUUCGUGAAGAUCUGAAGCAAAGUCCCCUAAUCAUCUCCAUCGAAGAGCACGACAUUAUUAUUUCUAAGGGUGAUUGGGAGAGAAGAGGGUGUAGCAACAUGGGGGACACUAGAGAUGAAAGCAAUUCCGCCUUCUUUGACUUCAUUGACGACUAAAUGGACUGGGAGGUCGUGACUAGCGGUGAUGCUACGUUGGUUAGUGUGGGAAAACAUCGAGAUAUGGAUGUGAUGAAGAUGAAGAAAUGUCGAGCGGUGUUGGUGGCGUCGAACGUAGGAUUUGCUCGGAUGAAGUUUUUGAUUGUUGAAUCCUAAAUCCUACGGAUGAAGUUUUUGAUUGUUGAAUCCAUUAGGAUUUAGGGCCUCAUGACGGGAAUGGGUGUGACGAAGUCGACCUCUUUUUUAUGAGAGAGAGAGAGAGAGAGAGAGAGAGAAAGAGAGAGAGGGCUGCUUUUUUUUUCUUUUAUAUUUAAAAAAAUUCUCCAAAUAGUAAGGAAACAAAUCAAAGAAGAAUAAAGAAAUCCAAAAAUAAAAUUAAAAGGGUAUAAUGGUCUUUUCAAGUUUUUUCAGACAAAAAAUACAGAAACAUUUUGAUUUUGGAUCUUUCAUUCAAGUUAAUACAAAAAAUACAAAAAAUACAGAAACACUUUUGAACCAUAUCCAAAGGUUUUUAAAUACAGAAACACUUUUGAACCCUAUCCAAAGGUUUUUAAAUACCACGUGACCAAAUUUUUAGUUUUGUCUAAACCAUUUUUAUACAUUCUUCUAUCACAAGAAAUAUAAUGAACUCAUUACAUACACGUGUGGGAGGUCCUUAUAAAUUGAUUUCUCCCCAGCAACAAAGCGGGAAAUUUCAAUGAAGAAACGCAUGCUGCCAUUGGAGAGGAUCAAAGAACUGGAGGGAAUUUGAUUGUAAUCAAUAACAGAAACUCAAGAUCCGUUAUAAUUCAUCGGCAAAACCCAUCGCCAUGAACGAGCAUCCUGCACGGCGGCGGCGGCGGCCGCCGCCGCGCAUAGUCGUCCUCCGGACUACCACUGAUAUCCUCAAGCAAACCACCUCCAUCUUCUUCAACCCCAACAACCUCCAGAUGCUUCUCCUUCUUUCCCUCUUGGUGCUUUCUGUACGCGUUAACGUUGAAACGACUACUCAUUCCCUCACUUCCUUCAUCGAUAACGACCCUUCCAUAAAACCCCUCAUCUAUCGAAUUCACGGCCCUCCCAAUUCUACCUCUCCUACCUCCAACAUCACCACCAGACGCCGCCGCUUCCCCCAGCUCACCCGCGUCAGGACUAGGACUCUAGACGAUGAUUCCUUCCCGGGAGACUACGAGUUCGAUCAUCGAUGUUUUGGCAGCAGUCUCCCAAAUUCCCAAUUAAAUGCCACUUCAUUCAUACUUGACUCCUUCGAUCCCCAAUUGGGAUUCUCCGAUUCCGUAUCCGAUAAUGGAAUUAGGGCAUCUGAAAUUGUGCGUUCUACUGCUAAGAUGACUUUCACAUUAAUCGAGAUCAUAGAGAAAGAAGAAAACGACGUCAUCCAUAGAAGCAACAAUUCUGCACCAUUGAACGAAACGGCUGAAAGUGAAUCUGAAUUCCAGUUCUUCUUGAAGAGGUUUGGCCUCGAACACCAUGAUUUUACUGCAUUGUUGUUUCUCAUUGGUGCUCUCUCUGCUUCCUAUUGGUUUAUGAUUCUUGGAUUCGUUGCUACUUAUACUAUAGUUCAUGGAGUUAUAUUCCUAAUGGUACUGAAUGAUUUCUGUAAGAGCCACAACUCAUUCGCCAUUAAUUUCUCAAUUGGUUUGUUUUUGGGUGUGAAAAGAUUAUCUCCCUUCAUUCUCAUGAGAUGGGCAAUCAGGGAUGCUCUCACUCAUCUAUUGGGCUUCUGUUUCUUCGUAUCAAUCAAAGAUCAAUAUUCCUUCUUAAAGAUCUUCCUUAGGUACAAGUUCAUGCCAUUUUCAAUCAUGUCCCCUUGGGUUAAAGGUUUCGAGAAGGAGAUUUACUGGUUCCUAAAAUCAUGGAUCAUAUUAGACUUGUUCAUGUCUUAUGCGUUUGCUGUUCUAGCUUGGAUAGUUAUGGCGGGUUCAAGAAGAAGCUGGAGAGAAAUUGUGAAAGAAGGUUAUCAUUUACUGUCAUUAAGGCUUCAACCUGCUGUUGAUCUUAUGUUUUUUGAAGUUGUAGUUUGUGGGAGAUAUGUUAGAUGGGUGAUUUCACAACAUUUUGGGGUGUUCUUUGCUGUAGCUUUCCAGUCUUUCAUGGAGGUUUAUUUCAUGGUUGCAUGGAUGAUGUAUUACUUGUCUGUGAAGUCCAUUCAUGCUAAUUCUAGUGGUCAACCUUUUGGUAAACAAGAGCUUGAAGCCAUGCUUGAAGAUGUUAAAUGAUAGUUGAUGUUAAUUCUUGCAAAUAUGAAGUAGUAAUCUUUUGGUGUUUUUGGUUAAA
Molecule: messenger RNA, 3241 nt
Organism: Lactuca sativa (garden lettuce)
Lineage: Eukaryota; Viridiplantae; Streptophyta; Magnoliopsida; Asterales; Asteraceae
Source: RefSeq, a predicted model, not a curated record